Molecule: messenger RNA, 486 nt
Organism: Striga asiatica
Lineage: Eukaryota; Viridiplantae; Streptophyta; Magnoliopsida; Lamiales; Orobanchaceae
Source: the annotation of a GenBank genome assembly
AUGGAUCAUUAUCGAACCUUGAGAAUCACGCUUCAAUACGUGUGCAACCUUCAAAAAGUAAACCUCAUAUCAAGAAUGGACGUGCAUGCCAUCGUCUCAAUCUCGGGUGGUGAUAAGUACUCGAAACAAAAGACCAAAACGCCCUCGGACACUGUCGGGGGAAACAACCCGACGUGGGGCUUCCCGAUGAUGUUCACGGUGGACGAGGCGGCUCUGCAGCAGAACCGCCUCCUCCUCGACUUCAAGCUCAUCUGUGGAAGGGCUUUCGGGGACAAAACCAUCGGUCGAGUCAGCGUGCCAUUGAAAGAGCUCUUUGACGGUUAUGAGGGCAGGAGGAAGUUUGUGAGCUACCAAGUGAGGAAGCCAAAUGGAAAGCCGAAAGGCCAACUGACGUUUUCGUAUCAGUUCGUAGGAAAUGCCUUCAUCGGCGCAGACCUGCUACCGAUGUAUUCUCAAGUGGCAAAAACGGGUGGGAAAUAUUGUUAA